Grus americana (Whooping crane) is the source of this 4153-nucleotide messenger RNA. It is a transcript of the gene HIP1R, whose product is annotated as huntingtin interacting protein 1 related. Gene Ontology annotation, biological process: endocytosis; actin filament organization; clathrin coat assembly. Gene Ontology annotation, cellular component: actin cortical patch; clathrin-coated vesicle. Bases 123 to 3308 code for a protein of 1061 amino acids. The record is from RefSeq and is a predicted model, not a curated record. Lineage: Eukaryota; Metazoa; Chordata; Aves; Gruiformes; Gruidae. Gene Ontology annotation, molecular function: actin filament binding; phosphatidylinositol-3,4-bisphosphate binding; phosphatidylinositol-3,5-bisphosphate binding. The transcript has 32 exons.
CCCUCGUACGCAGGCGGGCGCAGCGCGGCGCAGUGCGCGGCCGGGAGGAGCCGGCGGGGGGUGGCGGGCGGCGCCGGUCGCUGCCUGCCCCCGGUGCGCGGAGCCCGGUGCGCGGUCCCGCCAUGAACAGCAUCAAGAGCGUACCGGCGCGGGUGCUGAGCCGCCGCGGCGGACACAGCCUGGAGGCGGAGCGGGAGCAGUUCGACAAGAGCCAGGCCAUCAGCAUCAGCAAAGCCAUAAAUACACAAGAAGCCCCGGUGAAGGAGAAACACGCUCGCCGGAUCAUCCUGGGGACACACCACGAGAAGGGAGCGUUCACCUUCUGGUCCUACGCCAUCGGGCUGCCCCUGCCCAGCAGUGCCAUCCUCAGCUGGAAGUUCUGCCACGUCCUGCACAAGGUCCUGCGCGAUGGCCACCCCAACGUCCUCCAGGACUGCCAGAGGUACCGCAGCAACAUCCGAGAGACGGGGGACCUGUGGGGCCAUUUGCACGACAGGUACGGGCAGCUGGUGAGCAUCUACACGCGGCUCCUCCUCACCAAGAUCUCCUUCCACACCAAGCAUCCCGAGUUCCCCCCAGGCCUUGAAGUGUCAGACGAGGUGCUGGAAAAGACCGCGGGGACGGACGUGAACAACAUAUUCCAGCUGACGGUCGAGCUGUUCGACUACCUGGACUGUGAGCUGAAGCUGUCGGAGUCAGUUUUCAGGCAGCUCAACACCUCGAUGGCGGUCUCGCAGAUGUCGGCGGUGCAGUGCCGCCUGGCCCCCCUCAUCCAGGUCAUCCAAGACUGCAGCCACCUCUACCACUACGCCGUCAAGUUAAUGUUCAAGCUGCACUCCUGUCUGCCGGCCGACACGCUGCAGGGACACCGAGACCGUUUCCACGAGCAGUUUCGCAGCCUCAAAAACUUCUUUAAGAAAGCAUCCGACAUGCUGUAUUUCAAGCGGCUCAUCCAGAUCCCUCGGCUGCCAGAGAGCCCCCCAAACUUCUUGCGGGCAUCCGCGCUGGCCGAGCAUGUGAAGCCGGUGGUCGUCAUCCCUGAGGAAGCCCCUGAGGAUGAGGAGCCAGAGAACCUCAUUGAGAUCAGCACAGCUUCCACCACGGAGCCGCAGAUCACCUCAGAUAUAUUUGAGCAAACCUUUGGGCCACCCAACGGCAUUCGGGAUGACAGGGAUGCGCAGAUCGAGAGCCUGAAGAAGGAGGUGGACAUGCUCCGUGCAGAGAUGGAGAAGGUUAAACUGGAGGCGCAGCGGUACAUCACGCAGCUCAAGGCGCAGGUGAACAGCCUGGAAGGCGAAGUGGAGGAGCAGCGUAAGCAGAAGCAGAAGGCGCUGGUGGACAACGAGCAGCUGCGGGAUGAGCUGGAGAGGCUGCAGAAGGCAAAGCAGGACAGCGACAGGUCCCAGCGGCUCUGCGCCGAAGCAGAAAAGAAAGCCAACGCCACUGAGAUCCGCUACACGAAGCUGAAGGAGAAGCACAGCGAGCUCAUCAACACGCACGCUGAGCUCCUGAGGAAGAACGCCGACACGGCCAAGCAGCUGACGGUCACGCAGCAGAGCCAGGAGGAGGUGGCACGCGUCAAGGAGCAGCUGGCGUUUCAGGUGGAGCAGGUCAAGCGGGAGGCCGAGAUGAAGCUGGAGGACCAGAGCGUGCAGAUGGAGCAGCUGCGGCAGGAGCUGGACGCCCGGCGGGACGAGCUGGACCAGGCGCAGCGCUCGCUCAGCCACGCCAAGCAGGCGGGCGUGGAGCUCAGCGCCCAGGUGGAGGCCCUGCACACCGAGAAGGAGGUGCUGAGGCGGUCGGUGAGCGAGAAGGAGUGUGAGCUGCUCUCCGUGCGUGGCCUCGUCGAGGAGAAGGAGCUGCAGCUGAGCCAGGAGGCGGACAAGGCCACGAGGGAGAUCCGUGAGCUGCAGGGCAGGCUCCUGGAGAAGAGCAACCAGGAGCAGAGCCUGCAGCAGAAGCUGCUGGAUGAGCAGUUCAGCAUCCUGCAGGAGACGGUGCGGGAGGCGGAGGACAUCCUCCGUGAUGCGAUGGCCAAGCUGGAUGACCCAUUGCAUGUCCGCUGCACCAGCUCCCCAGAUUACCUGCUGAGCCGGGCGCAGGCAGCGCUAGAGUCCGUGGACACCCUGGAGAACGGACACGCGCAGUACGUGGCCUCCAUGGCAGCAGAUGCCGCGGGGCUGGUGGGGGCCCUGGCCCUCUUUGCACACCUCACGGCUGAUACCAUCGUGAAUGGCAGCGCCACGUCCCACCUGGCUCCCACCGACCAUGCUGACCGGCUGACGGAGACGUGCCGGGACUGCGGGCAGCGGAGCCUGGACUACCUGGGCGAGCUGAAGGACAAGGAGACGCUGGGGCGUGCCAAGCUGGGGGACGUGCGGCAGGCGCUGCGGGGGGUCCUGCAGCUGGCCCAGGAGCUGAGGCCCAAGAGCUUAGACAUCAAGCAAGAAGAGCUGGGGGACAUGGUUGAGAAGGAGAUGGCCUCCACCUCAGAGGCGAUUGAGGAUGCCGUUAGGCGGAUAGAGGAGAUGAUGAGCCAGGCCAGAAACGAGAGCUCCGGUGUUAAGCUUGAAGUGAACGAGCGGAUUCUGAACUCCUGCACAGACCUAAUGAAGGCUAUUAGACUUCUUGUAAUGACAUCCACGAAUCUACAGAAGGAGAUUGUAGAAAGUGGCCGGGGGGCAGCAACAACUCAGGAGUUUUACGCCAAGAACUCGCGCUGGACCGAAGGGCUGAUCUCUGCCUCCAAGGCGGUGGGCUGGGGAGCCACGCAGCUCGUAGAGUCCGCAGACAGAGUUGUCCUGCAUACGGGCAAAUACGAAGAGCUGAUCGUCUGCUCCCAUGAAAUUGCCGCCAGCACGGCCCAGCUGGUGGCCGCCUCCAAGGUAAAAGCUGAGAAGAGCAGCAGGAACCUGGGCCGGCUCCAGGAGUGCUCGCGCAACGUCAACGAGAUGGCAGCCAACGUGGUGGCCUCCACCAAGUCGGGGCAAGAGCAGAUCGAGGAGAAGGACACCAUGGACUUUUCAGGCAUGUCCCUCAUCAAGCUGAAGAAGGAAGAGAUGGAAACACAGGUGAAGGUGCUGGAGCUGGAGAAGCGUCUGGAGGGCGAGCGGGUGCGCCUGGGCGAGCUGAGGAAGCAGCACUACGCCCUGGCCGGCGCUUACGACGCGACGGAGGAUGGGGAGGCGAAGCCGGCACCAGCCCCCAGGCGAGGCAUCCUCAAGAAGCCCCCCCUGGCCCAGAAGCCCGGCCACGGGGAGCCCGAGCGAGACGCUGGCCCGAACCCCCCUGACAGGGCGAACUUCUAGCGGGGGCCGACUGUGUUUUCCACAGAUUGCGUUGCCUUCGCGCUGGCGUGCCUUCAUGCGCGGGGGUCUCCUCACCUCCUGGCCUGGAAAACUGGAUUUUUUUUAAAAAAAAACCAAAACAUAUUUUUAUUUUUUCCUCACUUGAUUCCUAUCUGUAGAGCAGGGGAGCUCCUGCUGGCUCCCCGGGAGGCACGGGAUGGAUGCCCUCCUCCUCUUGGCCUGCCAACUGGCUCUCCCAGUUUAAUUUAAUUUGGCGUUUGUUUGGGGUUUUGGGGGUUUUUUUUUGUUUGUUUUUGUUUUUUUUUUUUAAACUUUAUCAGGACUAGAAGUUUUCAGUAAAUGUAGCUCUCUACUGUACUGCUCAGACCCUUCCAAAGAACUGUGAACUGUUUUUAAAGUAGGAAGCUGUUGGGCUUUUCUUGCAACUGUUUUUUAAAUUCUCCUUUUUCAGCCUGAGGAAUAAUUUGCUUUGUUUCAGCGUGGGAUCUGCCCUCAGCGGAGAGGGAGACAUUAGCCUUAACCGGCGUGAGGAGCAGGGCUUUUGUAAGGGAAAAAGCAGUUACUGACACACUGGCAAUAAGGAUACAAACAUUUUUUUUUUCUCCUUUUCUAUUUUUUAUUACUACAGCAAUGUCUGGAGAUCAGUUGCAUUAUAUUUUAUAUUUAAGAUAAUUAGCAGAAUUAAAUCUAACCGUGGCCUACAGGAGCCGGGGGACAGAGAAGUCUGCAGCAAUAAGGAAUUACUGAUGUGGAGGGACAUGGGGCCAGAAGAAAAAUCCUGUCAGCUGUAUCGUCCCUUGGAGCUACUACCACGCUGUAGAUUAUUAAAGAAGCAAUAUUUAAAA